Encephalitozoon hellem ATCC 50504 is the source of this 1056-nucleotide messenger RNA. Its product is annotated as pyruvate dehydrogenase E1 component subunit alpha. The transcript has a single exon. Gene Ontology annotation, molecular function: oxidoreductase activity, acting on the aldehyde or oxo group of donors, disulfide as acceptor. The record is from RefSeq and is a predicted model, not a curated record. NCBI's taxonomy places the organism in Eukaryota, Fungi, Microsporidia, Unikaryonidae. Bases 1 to 1056 code for a protein of 351 amino acids.
AUGCAAGAGAAGAGAUAUGUAUUCUGUGAUCCUCAAGCGAUAUUGAACUCAGUUCAGGUCCACAGAAUUCCGAAAGAGGAGAUUUGCGUGAUGCAAAAGCUUGAGGUGCACGAUAUGGCCUACAUCUACAAGCAGAUGCUGAGAAUUAGGUUUAUAGACCAGAUAAUGGACAGAGAGUAUAGGAAGAAGAACAUCAGGGGAUUUUGCCAUCUCUCAGUUGGGCAGGAAGGAAUAUAUGCAGCUCUUGAAUACGCAAUGGAUGAUGACAUUGUUGUUGCCUCAUACAGGUGCCAUGGGCUUGCAUAUGUCACUGGAUGCAAGACUUUGGAGAUUAUGGGAGAGGUCUUUGGAAGGCAAAUCGGUGUGUGUAAGGGCAAAGGCGGGUCCAUGCACCUGUACAACAAGAACUUCUUUGGGGGGCAUGGGAUUGUUGGUGCACAGGUUCCUCUUGGACUAGGAAUUUCGUAUGCACUGGAAUACAGAAGGAGGCUGCUCAAAGAUGAAUCCCAAGGAAGCAAGGUCUGCUAUGCGUUCUAUGGAGAUGGAGCUGCAAACCAGGGACAGGUGUGGGAGAGCUUUAACAUGGCAAUGGUCUGGAAGCUUCCUAUAGUUUUUGUGUGUGAAAACAACAGGUAUGGAAUGUGGACUUCUGCAGAAAGUGUCAGUGCAGAUACAAACUUUUAUCUCAGAGGAGGGACUAUCCCUGGAGUCCGAGUUCCACAUAACAACAUAUUCGGGCUGAUAUCUGUUUUGAAAUAUGCCAAAAAGUACUCGUCCAAGAAAGGCCCAAUCAUUAUACAAGUCGAUACAUAUAGGUUUUGCACGCACUCGACUGCGGAUUCAAGGGAGGCCUACAGGGCCGAGGGAGAAAUGGAUAGUGAAAGGAAAAAUGACUGCAUGGAAGACGUAAGAAGACGUCUUCUUACAUUUUACACUGAGGAAGAGAUUGACACCAUGAAAAGUAGAACCCUUGAAGAGGUUGAGAGAGAUGUAGAUGCUGCAAAGAGGAGCAAGCCUACUGAGAAAAAUGAGUUGUUCAAAGACAUUCUUUUGUAA